Molecule: messenger RNA, 6274 nt
Organism: Paramuricea clavata
Lineage: Eukaryota; Metazoa; Cnidaria; Anthozoa; Malacalcyonacea; Plexauridae
Source: the annotation of a GenBank genome assembly
AUGGAAUCGACGGGAGAAAUUUCAAGUCACCAAGAGACCGGUUCAUCCUCUACGUCGGUGGAUUGGGCAGCAGCCUUCAAGUCGCCCGAGUUUUCCAAUGGUCUUCAAACUGCCGUGGCCGAGGCCGUCGCGAAAACGCUUGGUACACGUGCCUCCAGUGAGACACAAGUCGCGGCGUUGGAGCAAUUGGGUGAAGUUUGUCCCACAGCGAUGGUAAGCGCGCCAGGCACGCAAACACCAGGCGAAGGUAUAUGUUAACUGCUCCUUCUUUUGUUGGGAUUUCUGGGUCGACGUCGUUGACACAAUCGAGUGCAAGUGCACAAUUUAGUAUAGCCAACGGUCCAUCAGUUUCCGAAUCCCUCCCUGCCUUACCUAUUGUGUCUCCAGGCAUUAACAAUGGCCUCAAUCAAGCCUUUAUCCUGGGACCCGGUCGCCCCCCUGUACCUGCAAGGCUCGUUGCGCAGAUAUUGGCGUGCAAGUUUGUCGAGAUGUCAGAUCUCAUUCCAGAAAAUUUAGAGGCCCCGACCACCGAGGGUACCUCCUUUAUCAUCGAAGGUCGCUCGAUUGUGCCCACGACGACAACUUCGUCGCGCAAGAAGAAUGAGAUAAGCGAUAUUCUUACGUGGGUCGAGUGCUUCAAUAGCUACAUAGCUGUAAUCACGGCGUCUCGGCCUGAAAGAGCACGGGAUUUACUCGCGUAUAUGGCCCUAAUAAUACGCAUCGCGAAGCAAUUCCCCGGACGGUGUUGGUUUAACUAUGAUCGCGCCUAUCGUCUCGAAGCUGCCGCGUCCAAUUCAAAGAAUUGGAGCCAAAUCCAUGCCGAUUUGUACCAUUACCAUACCUCGGUAGCGGUCAAAGCCACACAACCACAAGCUUCACGAAAUCGCGAACCUCGUGGUGAUCAAAAUUCGAUGAUUGACUGCAAAUCAUGGAAUUCAGGCGCAUGUAGCAGUCCAAGGGAUUUCUGUAGAUUUCGCCAUAAAUGCGAUCGAAACGGGUGCGGCGGAGCGCACCGCAGAAUCCACUGCUCAGAAUUCGCGCGUAAACGAGGGCGUAGUCCUGUAUGGCGUCAUAUCACCGCCAAUAUUCAUGUAUAUCAUGCUUUCGACAUUGAAGUUAAAUAGGACAUUCAGCACCUACGUGCUUUCGACAUUGAAGAUAAAUCUGGCAUUGAACAUGCAGAAGAUUCAACAUAUUUUCGACAUUGAAGUUAAAUAGGACAUUCAGCACCUACGUGCUUUCGACAUUGAAGAUAAAUCUGACAUUGAACACCGUGCUUUCGACAUUGAAGUUAAAUCCGGACAUCGAACAUGCCGCGAAUUUAGCACCCAUCACAACUUCAACGUUCAAAAUAUGUUGAAAAAAAAUUACCACAUGUUGAAUAUUGGCGGAGUUGAACGAUAGCGUCAAAUCUCCGCCAAUAUUAAUUAAGCUAACACAAGAUAACCCCCCGGCCAAAUUCAUUCGUGUCCAGACCUCUAGAACAUAUCACAUGACGCAAGCCGAGGGUCGGAUUCGCCGCAACUUGUCGCUGUAUUGGAGGCCGUAUACCGGUAUAUUCACCAUAAUAUUCGCGUAUAUUCGCUUGUUUAUCUUAAAUUAAUUGAUUAUAGCGCAGACUGAAUUGGUAGAGACGCAAAAAUUAUAUUUUAAAAAUUCCUAAUAAUCGCAUUAUAAAUAAUCGAUACAUUUUAAUAUUUAGAGUGUAAUUGCAAAAACAAUGCGUGCGUCAAACUGAACGUUUGCUGCCGCAGAAAGGCAGAUGGUUUUCUUUAUAUAUUAAAUCGUGAGGCCAUGUAGUGUAAUUUGAUAGUACUUGUCAAUUUAGCAUAAUUUUGCGCACUGUUCUUUCCAGAUCCGUCAGCCUUUAAUAAUUUUAUUUGUCAUUUACUUAUACAACAAUUCAAAAAAAUCCUACCUGUUUACAAAACUUUUGUGUUACACACUUAAUAGGUGUCUUCUUACUAAUUCAAUAACUGUUACACAAUAAAGAUUUUUGCUGUCACUGUGACUAGCUGAGUUAGCAUUUUAAUAAUAGCACAUAAUAGUUUCGUGAGAAAAUUUAUUUAUCUUAUAAUUAUACCAUAAACUUCUGAUUAUGAUUAUGGGCUAGUAUAUCGAAUGGCGUGAACGUUAGUAAUGUGACGGGGUCAUAGACGUCGGGCUUAUAUUCGGGGACUUAUACUCGGAAGUUUAUGGUAUAAGAUAAAUAAAUUCUCUCACGAAACUAUUCUCUUGGUUUAAAAAUUAAAAGGAUGUACUAUUAUUAAAAUGCUAAUUCUAGCAAGUGCAAUUGACAGCAAAAAUCUUUAUUGUGUAACAGUUAUUGAAUUAAUAAGGAGACACCUAUUCAGUAUGUAACACAAAAGUUUGUAAACAGUAGGAUUUUUUGUAAACCGUUGUACUAAGUAAAUGACAAAUAAAAUUAUAAAAGGCUCACGGAUCCGGAAAGAAAAGUGCUCAAAAUUAUGCUAAAUUAACAAGUACUAUCAAAUUACACCACAACGAUUUAAUAUAUAAAAGAAAACAAUCUAUCUGCCUUUCUGUCGCAGCAAAAGUUCACGUUGACGCAAUGACGCACGCAUUGCUUUUGCCAAGUACACUCUAAAUAUUAAAAUGUAUCGAUUAUUUAUAAUUCGAUUAUUAGGAAUUUUUAAAAUAUAAUCUAAUAAAUAAAAUACAGCUGUGACUGUUGUCUCAAUCGCUCAGCAACUUCAAACAGAGCAUCUCUUGCGGAAAUUAUUGCCUCUGGGUUCAUUCUACGAGAUUUUGCGUUUUUUGCGUCUCUAGCAAUUCAAUCUGCACAAUAAAAGUCAAUUAAUUUAAGACAAACAAGCGAAUAUACGCGAAUAUUAUGGUGAAUAUACGGCCUCCAAUACAGCGACAAGAUGCGGCGAAUCCGACCCUCGGCUUGCGUCAUGUGAUAUGUUCUAGAGGUCUGGACACGAAUGAAUUUGGCCGGGGGGUUGUCUUGUGUUAGCUUAAUUAAUAUUGGCGGAGAUUUGACGCUAUCGUUCAACUCCGCCAAUAUUCAACAUGUGGUAAUUUUUUUCAACAUAUUUUGAACGUUGAAGUUGUGAUGGGUGCUAAAUUCGCGGCAUGUUCGAUGUCCGGUUUAACUUCAAUGUCAAAAACACAUGGGUGUUCAAUGUCAGAUUUAACUUCAAUGUCGAAAGCACGUAGGUGUUGAAUGUCCUAUUUAACUUCAAUGUCGAAAAUAUGUUGAAUGUUCCGCAUGUUCAAUGCCAGAUUUAUCUUCAAUGUCGAAAGCACGUAGGUGCUGAAUGUCCUAUUUUACUUCAAUGUCGAAAGCAUGAUAUACAUGAAUAUUGGCGGUGAUAUGACGCCAUAGUCCUGGAGACGAAUCAAGCCGUAGGCGACAGGCGAAACGCGAUUAGGAGAGACGGUGUAGUUAAUAACAAUAUUUUUUCCUGUUUAGUUGUACAAAACGGCUACUACUAAAAAGCGAUACAGCGAUUCAACGAUACAGCGAUACAGAAACCGGAACCUGGAACCGGAACCUGGAACCGAGCAUAAUUUAUGCAAAAUAGAGCAUUUUGCACCACAGGAGAUAUACAUAAUAAUAAUUUACAGGGGGGGGGGGCGCAAUUCAAUGUAUAAAAUAUUAUAUGCAAGGAAUUUCGAUUUUUAACUAACCACAGUUAAUAAAACAAAGAAUGAACAUCGUUGUAGCACUACAUAUUACGAAGUAAAACAUGUUUCGUAAUUGCGCGGGGAUUCUUUUUGUCUGUUUUGAUAUGACUGCAUGUGAGGCACUUAGUUUAUUCAAUGGUUUAUUUAUCCACCGCACUUGACUAUGAAAUGCCAGCAGACAGAGGAGGAAACCACAACACGCAAAGCGGAUUGCGCUGUAUUCACUAGCAGUAAUUGUGCGCUAUCCAGUAAUCCAGCAUUUGAAUGUGCUAUAUAUACGCUGCCGAAAUCCGAAUACGCGAAUAUUGCGAAUAUGCUGCAUACUAAAAAUGUACGCUUGAACAUCAAUCACAAACAUGAAUGAACUAAAGUUAUGAAGGUAACUUCAACGUCAAAAAUACAUUUAAUAAAGAAAAAUUGAAAUGUCUGAUUGAAAUUCAGUGUUGAAAUUCACUUAGUCGUGUCUCUUUAAUACCCUAAUAUAACCCUGAGUUGAGUCAGGUUUCCCCCUUUCCUGCAAGGUCUAACAUUAUAUUAUAUAAUCCGUCCAAAGGCAACUAUAAGUAUAACAAAAUAUAAAUCUAUAGUAUUGUUGUUAUGCCUUCAACAGUACGUACAAUGUGUACACCACUGUAGAGUUUAAUAAACUUGUUUUUGUAACAGGCUACUCACAACUAACUGGAUAUACAUUAUACAAUCGUUUGUCACAUUUUUGUAUUAUCAGGGUUUAAAUAUAGUACUAUCAAGUAUCGUUUCCGACAUUACAAAAGCAAAAUCUGAUAUUGUCAUUGAUGAUUGAAGCUGUUAAAGCGACUAAACUUCGGCAUGGCCAUGGGGGUAUUCAUUGAAGUUACAUUGUACAUCUAUGUGUUUUCGACGCUGAAUUUCAAUCAAACAAAUCAAUUUUUCAUUUAUAUUAAAUGUAUUUUUGACAUUGAAGUUACCUUCAUAUAAACUUUAUACAUGUUUGUGAUUGAUGUUCAAGCGGAUAGUAUUUUUAGCAUGCAGCAUAUUUAUUUUAUUUAUUUAUAUUCGCAGUGUAUUAUAUUUAAUGUCGGAUUGCAUCAUACACUACACUGCGCACAAUUGCUGCUGAAUUCAGCGCAAUCUACUUUGCGUUCCGUGGUUUCCUUCUCUGUCUGCUGGCAUUUCUGCUGGAAUUGCGCCGCCCCCCCUGUAAAUUAUUAUUAUGUAUAUCUCCUGUGGUGCAAAGUGCUCUAAUUUGCAUAAAUUAUGCUCGGUUCCAGGUUCUGGUUCCUGUAUCGCUGUAUCGUUGUAUCGCUUUUUAGUAGUAGCCGUACAAAACAAUUUUAAUCUUCCUGACGUGUCGUCAGUUACUCCCAUUAAUGUAGACAAUUUGACAUUACAAUUAUGUAAUCAUCCGGAUCGACAAAAAGUUGAUUAUGUUUUGAGUGGUUUACGUCAUGGGUUUCGGCUCGGGUUUCACCCCGAGUCGACACAUCUGAAAUCAGCCAAGGCAAACUGUCCCUCUGCGCUCAAACAGCCCUCCAUAAUUGACGAAUAUCUCGCAAAAGAGGUAUCGUUAGGUCGGGUUUUUGGGCCUACUUCAAUGCCACCAGUAAAAAGUUUACAGGUCAGCCGUUUUGGGGUGAUUCCUAAGAAAGACGGUGGGUGGCGUUUAAUUCUCGAUUUAUCCUUUCCCUUUGGGCAUAGCGUAAAUGACGGGAUUAAUAAAGAGGAAUUUACACUUACUUAUAGCAAAGUAGCCGACGCUAUUUCUCUAAUUAUUAAAGCCGGACAUGGUGCGUUAAUGGGUAAAGUAGAUAUUAAAAGUGCUUAUCGCAUAAUUCCAGUGCAUCCGUCAGACCGUCAUUUAUUAGGAAUGUUUUGGCAAAGUGGUUUUUACGUUGAUCUAGCAUUACCAUUUGGCUUGCGCUCAGCACCAGGAAUUUUCAAUAGUUUAGCAGAUUUAUUUCACUGGUGUUUGGUGAAUAACUGGAACGUUCGCGAGUUACUACAUUAUCUAGACGACUAUUUUACAUUAGGACCUCCUAAUUCUGAUAUUUGUGCUUCGCGUCUUAAAGCGAUUGACCAGGCCGCGACCGAAAUUGGCAUACCCUUAUCUCCUGACAAGUGUGUGGGCCCCACAACGUGUUUGAUUUUCCUUGGCAUUGAGUUAGACUCAGUGCGCAUGACCGCUCGACUACCCGCUGACAAACACACAGAGCUCAUUCAAUUGUUGGAGGAGUGGGCCACUAAACGCUCUUGCAGACUAAAGGAUCUCCAGUCACUAGUGGGAAAAUUAAGCCACGCAUGUGCAGUCGUCCCCCUGGGACGCACCUUUUUGCGUCGUUUGCUCGACUUGUUAAAGGGCCAUUCCAGCAAGCAAUCCCGGUUUAUACGUCUCAACAAAGAGUGUAAACUGGACAUUGACUGGUGGAGAACCUUGUUGCCUACAUGGGACGGGGUGUUCUUCUUUGAUCUACCGGAGUGGGCCCCAGUCCCUGACCUUUUUAUCUCUACAGAUGCCUCAGGAAGUAAGGGGUAUGGGGCAUUCUAUUCUGGCGAGUGGUUUAAUGGCUCGUGGUCCGCAGCCCAACAGCCGUUGAGUAUUGCCUACAAGGAACUCUUCCCUAUAGUCAUAGCAUGCUACGUAUGA